AUGAAGUCGGAUGAAACUCUUAACAACAAUACACUGGCGACGAUCGGAAUGGCAUUGGCAGACGCAGAGACCAAACUCAAGAAAUGGGUACAGUAUUAUAAAUCUAUCAUUGGAAGCACUGUUGUCCACGCCUUGAAGUUGCAAAUGACGCCUGAGGCAUGCCUUACCCAUCUCCUCUCAUUCACCCUAAUCCCGAAGUUUACCGCUGCCAACCCGCCUAUCCGAGACAAAGAUAUCUGGACAGCCUUCAGAGUGGACAAUAUUCAGGUCCUCUCAUUCGCAGAUUGUAUAGCGGAAAAACCUCAGCUCAAAGUCAAGUUUGACGAGAUCGCAUCGAGAACUAAAAAUGCCAGAAAGGAGAAUUUCAACGCUAUUGGGUUUGGGAUUGUGUUGAUAGAAAUUCCCUGCAUCUAUACGACCAGAUUUGUGCCGUAUGGAAUCCCUGAGGAUUUGGAGCGUUGGGAUCCUCAAUGGCAGGCAAAGCUUAAGAUGGUAAUCGAACGAGGAAUCGCAAUCUGA
Molecule: messenger RNA, 519 nt
Organism: Psilocybe cubensis
Lineage: Eukaryota; Fungi; Basidiomycota; Agaricomycetes; Agaricales; Agrocybaceae
Exons: 2
Coding region: 1-519 (172 amino acids)
Source: RefSeq, a predicted model, not a curated record